AUGGAUUUCUCAGUGUUGCAGGUGGGGGAGAGAGACGAGCAGAUGUGUGCUGUCAAGCUCAGGGGCCCUGACAAGCUGGAGGUCCUCCCCUGGGACCUGCCUCACGUUUACAGCGAGGAGGGCGAGUGUGAGAGGGCCGAGACCCUGAGCUCCCUCAGCGUCCCCGAACAAGACCUGCCCCCCGACCUGCUGGACGGCCUGGGCCCCAAGUCGGCUCUGCUUGAGGAAAUCUAUUCUCAGUCAAGUCUUUUCACCUGA
Molecule: messenger RNA, 258 nt
Organism: Elephantulus edwardii (Cape elephant shrew)
Lineage: Eukaryota; Metazoa; Chordata; Mammalia; Macroscelidea; Macroscelididae
Product: cadherin-like protein 26-like
Exons: 2
Coding region: 1-258 (85 amino acids)
Biological process (GO): homophilic cell-cell adhesion
Molecular function (GO): calcium ion binding
Source: RefSeq, a predicted model, not a curated record